Rhinocladiella mackenziei CBS 650.93 is the source of this 1668-nucleotide messenger RNA. RefSeq lists its product as uncharacterized. The record is from RefSeq and is a predicted model, not a curated record. Gene Ontology annotation, molecular function: heme binding; monooxygenase activity; oxidoreductase activity, acting on paired donors, with incorporation or reduction of molecular oxygen. Lineage: Eukaryota; Fungi; Ascomycota; Eurotiomycetes; Chaetothyriales; Herpotrichiellaceae. Bases 1 to 1668 code for a protein of 555 amino acids. The transcript has a single exon.
AUGGCGUGGUCCGAUAUCUUCAUCAUUUGGUGUGAAAUCACCGGCGUCUUCCUAAUAGGCAUUCUGGGAGUGAUAAUUCACGAUGUGGUCUUAUGGAAACGAAUGCCUCCGGGCCCUCAGCCUCUCCCAUUCAUUGGGAACAAACUGAACGUCCCAAGCAAAUACCCAUGGAUUCAAUUCCAAGAGUGGUCGCGAAAAUACGGUCCUGUCUUCACCAUCUGGUUUGGUCGUCGACCGACAGUGAUCCUCUCUGAUCCUGUGGUGGCUGUGGACCUGCUCGAGAAACGAUCUCACAAAUACAGUUCACGACCAAGAUUUGUGGCUAUGGGCGAGAUCUUCUGGGACAUGUCGAGCAUUCUCGUCCAGCCUUAUGGCAAGGACUGGUCCGUACGGAGGAAAGCAAUGCACAGCGUCCUGACGCCCAAAGCGCUACAGCAUUACAAGCCCGUGCAGGAAGCGGAAGCGACUCGACUGUGCUAUCAGCUCUCACAAAGGCCUGAGGGGUUCGACGCUCUUCUCAAUCGCUUCACGGCAUCUAUCGUCUUCACCAUCGCAUAUGGCCAUCGGAUCGACAGCCUGGAGUCACCCAUCGUUCGACAGCGCAUGAAGAUCAUGCACUGGAACGCGGCUCUCAACGUACCGGGCCGCUAUCUCGUGGAGUCCUUCCCGAUCAUGAAACACAUUCCUGACAUGUUCGCGCCGUGGAAGCGGGAGAUCAAAUCCUGGGGCCGUGAGGAGCAAGAGGCUAAUGCCCAAUUGCUCAACUACGUGCGCGAAGACAUUGAGAAUGCAAAGAAACCCGGUGCCCCUCCCGUGCCCAACAGCCUUGCCAAGCAGCUGCUGGAAAAUCGCGCUGCGGAUCCAGGGGCAUUUGCAAUGCUUCGUGAACGAGACUUCGCCAGCCUGCCGGCUUCAGUGUUCGGGGCGGGCGCCGACACCACGGCGUCGACGCUGUCCUCUGCACUCCUCGCCAUCACCACGAACCAAGAGACGCUUGACGCCGCACAUGCCGAGCUCGACGCCGUGAUCGGCCCUGAUCGCCUGCCCACGUAUGCAGACGAGGCGUCGCUGCCGUACAUCAGGGCCUUGUGCAAAGAGGCCCUGCGCUGGCGCCCCGUCGCCGUGCUAGGAGGCACACCACACGCCAGCACCGAAGCAGACGUCUACCAGGGCUACUACAUCCCCAAAGGCACCAAUAUCCUUGGCAAUAGCUGGGCCAUCAACCUGCACGAAGAAUACUACCCGAACCCGGACCACUUCAACCCGUUACGUUUCCUAGACGUCCCACCCCAGUCGCUAGGUUAUCUGCCUGAGUCCUACCUCUCUAGCACACCCGUGGAAAAGGGCCGCCCUCACCCGAGCAAGCUCGGCCACAGUUCCUUCGGCUGGGGUCGUCGUAUCUGCCCCGGUGCCGACCUGGCGUCGAAUAAUCUCUUCAUCGCCCUCGCGCGUGUGCUGUGGUGUUUCGACAUUCGCCCUGUUAAGGGCGUGAUCUACGACACCUAUGACUAUACCGACGGCUUCAACAUUCGGCCUAAUCCGUUUAAAUGCGAGAUUGCAUUACGGAAUAAGCGGUGCGAGGAGGUCCUCAAGGCUGAGUUUGAAGAUUCUCAGGUGUUCUUGGUCAAGAAUUUCCCCUUGUUCAAGGAGCAUGAGAUUGCGGUUUGA